Molecule: messenger RNA, 399 nt
Organism: Penicillium odoratum
Lineage: Eukaryota; Fungi; Ascomycota; Eurotiomycetes; Eurotiales; Aspergillaceae
Exons: 1
Coding region: 1-399 (132 amino acids)
Source: RefSeq, a predicted model, not a curated record
AUGCAAUUCACUCUUCCUAUUCUCCUAUCUUUAGGCCUAGCCAAUGCGGCCACCCUCGCUCAACCCUCUACAUGGCAGAUCUCCAAUUGGGAAAUCGUCAGCUCGGGUGGUACUGUCUACUCCUUUGACAUUGUCGCUGCCGCUUCAGCCAAUUCCCCCGGCUUCAACACCCACUGCGAGGGUAUCGUACCCAAUGCUACGGCCUGCGAUGACACGGACGUAACUGCAACCGUCACUGAGCAGAAGCACCCACUCUGGAACGUCGCCGUUCAGCAUGAGUGGCACCUCUACCCUGAAGACGAGUCCGAACAGACCUACUGGCAAGCCGGUUCGAAGAACGUGACUAGCACGCAGUCCAACUUCACCAUCACACCCAACGUUUUCUACGGUGUCGCGUAA